UCGAAUCUCCGCCGCUCCGCCGUGGCGGCUCAACGUCCGGGCCUCACCUCCGCACCGACGAAGGCCUCGCGCGCGGGCGGCACCGGGCUCGGGCCGCCCCGCCCCCUCCACCUUCCCGACCGUCUGGCCCGCUUCGGCUUAGCCCGCCCUCGUGCGCUCCGCCCCCCGCAGCUUUCCCCAAGCCUCCGGGCCCAUGGCCAAGCGGCGUGCGGCUGAGCCGCUGACGUUCCACGUGCCCUGGAAGCGGCUCCUGCUCUGCGACUUCACCGAGGAGCCGCCGCCGCCGCCGCUCUGGGUCCCGCCGUCGGGGACCGCGCACCCCGGGCAGCCCCGAAAGCGGAAAAUCGACGCGGGGGCCAUGACAGAGCUUUCGGUUUCGCCCAGCAAGCGCCGAGGCAGCGGGGACAGCGACGUCCCGGGGGGCGAGGAGCCUGCAAGUCGCGGGCUGGAGACCGGCGAGCCGUCGCAGUCGCCUUGCCCGGGCGGCCCCGGGCCGGGGGAGGAGCUGCGGGACGCCCGGCCCCCGAGGGGCGGUGGCGACGACGAGGCGGGGCGCGCAGGGCCCCGGCGGGGAGACUGGGGGGCCGCACCGCGCCAGCACAAUGAAGAAUUUUGGCAGUAUAACACGUUCCAGUACUGGAGGAAUCCUUUACCACCUAUUGACCUGGCAGACAUUGAAGAUGUAAGUGAAGACAACCUGACAGAAACAACACUUCAGGGCAAGAAUGAAGUGGUUGAGAUUGAUAUGGAAUCCUGACAAAAAGAGCUGAAGAAGUGGAAUUCACUGAAUUUGAAGGAGAAAUCUUUAAGUGAAUUCAUGUAUUCUUAAGUUAUGGAAAAGUUAUUUUUCAUACUUGACAUGAUGUUUCCAAACCUGAAAAAUGAGGAAAGGUUGUUCUGAAGAUACAUGCCCGUUGUUACUACUGAACCUCCCAGUAGAGAUUUGUCAAGGAUAUAUUAAGUAUUUUGUGUAUGCAUUUUUUUAAAAAAGAGUUUUGUUUAGGUUCUGACUUUGAUGAUACUGAUCUUAUAAAAAGGAGU
Castor canadensis (American beaver) is the source of this 1041-nucleotide messenger RNA. It is a transcript of the gene C13H9orf40, whose product is annotated as chromosome 13 C9orf40 homolog. NCBI's taxonomy places the organism in Eukaryota, Metazoa, Chordata, Mammalia, Rodentia, Castoridae. The record is from RefSeq and is a predicted model, not a curated record.